This is a messenger RNA of Triticum urartu, 2557 nucleotides long. NCBI's taxonomy places the organism in Eukaryota, Viridiplantae, Streptophyta, Magnoliopsida, Poales, Poaceae. The record is from RefSeq and is a predicted model, not a curated record.
UUUUUUCUCACUUGUAUGAACUUAAGUAAGUUAGCACAUUUCUUCUCACUUGUAUUUUGUUUCCGUUUUAUUGGCAGGUAUCUCCUCUUGGUUGAUGAUAUAUGGUCUGUAGAAACAUGGGAGACCAUUAGAAAUUGGUUGCCACAUGAUAAUACAAAAGAUAGUAGAGUGAUAGUAACUACAAGAUUUCAAGCUGUUGGUGCGGCGUGCUCAGAAAGAGAUGGAACUGAUUAUCUGCACACUGUUAAUGUUCUAAGUGAUGCUGACUCCAAAAGUCUAUUUCAUCAGGGUGUUUCUGAAUGCCCAAGCAGCAAAGAAAGCGAAAGAAUGGAUACAAGAUCUCAAGCUAUUGAUACUGAGUCCUCUGAAGGAGAUGGGCCUGAUCAUCUGCAUUCAGCUGAUGUUCCUAGUGAUGCCGAUGCAAAAGAUCUGCUGAAGGAUCGUGUUUCUGAUCCACAAGGCAGCAAAGAUCGGGAGAAAGAAGAGGCCAAUGAGGAGAUAUGGAAAUAUUGUGGGGGCCUGCCUUUGGCCAUAGUCACCAUGGAUGGCCUUGUGGCUUGCAACCCAACAAAAAACAAUGAUCAUUGGAGUAAAGUUUGCAAGUCAUUAUUUCCAGAGCACGUGGCUCCCCUUACACUGGAGGGGGUCACAAGGAUACUUGAUUAUUGCUAUACUGAUUUGCCUGCAGAUCUCAAGACCUGCUCAUUGUACUUGAGCAUAUUCCCCAAGGGCUCGAAAAUUAGUAAGAAGCGUCUGACCCGGCGAUGUAUAUCUGAAUGUUUCGUCGCUGAGAAGCAAGGGCUAAGUGCAGAGGAAGUCGCAGAAACAUACUUCAAUCAGCUCAUAAGCAGGAAGAUAAUACGCCCUGUGGAUCACAGCAGCAAUGGGAAGGUGAAAUCCUUUAAAGUUCAUGACAUGAUUCUCGAAUAUAUCGUGUCCAAGUCAAGCGAAGAGAAUUUUAUUACUGUUGUUGGUGGCCAUUGGUUGAUGCCAACUCCUAGCAACAAAGUUCGUCGACUCUCUAUGCAAAGCAGCGGUUCUAGGCAUGGGAAUUCAACAAAAGGUAUGAACUUAUCUCAAGUGCGGUCGCUGACAGUGUUUGGAAGCCAGAACCGACGACUCCCUUUCGAGUCGUUCAACAAUGGAAUAAUACAAGUGCUGGACCUUGAGGGUUGGAAGGGUCUUACAAAUAAACAUCUAAUUGACAUAUGUAAAAUGCUUGCGCUGAAGUAUUUGAGCCUCCGACGAACAGAGGUUUCUGAGAUUCCCUCAAAGAUUGAGAAGCUCCAGUAUCUAGAAACUCUUGACAUAAGGGAGACAAAUGUUGAGGUGCUGCCCAAGGGUUUUGGACAGCUCAAGCAGCUCCGUAGCAUGCUUGGAGGGAACAAAAACACAAGGAAGGCAUUGAAGUUACCACAUGAGAAGAAUAAGGAGCCGAUGAAAGCACUUCGUAUACUGUCAGGGAUUGAGAUCGAUGAGGACUCAUCAGCUGUAGCAAGCCUUCAUCAGCUGACUGGGCUAAGGAAGCUUGCCAUUUACAAGCUCAGUAAACGGGAGGGCGGUCAGACCUUCACACAAUUACGCUCCGCCAUCGAGUACCUCUGCAGCUGUGGUCUGCAGACUCUUACAAUCAAUGAUGAGGGCUCUGAUUUUAUUAACUCGUUAGACACUAUGUCCGCUCCUCCAAGAUACAUCAUUGGCCUGGAGCUGUCUGGCAAGAUGGAAAAGGCCCCAGAGUGGAUUAAAGAUCUCAAUAAUCUCUACAAGCUAACCCUUUCUGUGACAGUUCUUCAAACUCGUACGUUUCAGCUCAUCCAGGACCUACCAAAAUUGUUUACCCUCACCUUUACACUCAGCGCAGCCAAGGAUGAUAGAGACAUAGUGGUCCUUGAGGAAAAUAAACAGCUUACUGAUAGGGAGAUCAUUAUUCCACCUGGGGGAUUCAAGAGUCUAAAGCUUCUUCGCUUCUUUGCAACUAUGGUGCCAAGGUUGAGCUUUGCAGUUACAGGAAAAGAGGUAAUGCUAGCACUGGAGAGGAUUGAUAUGCGAUUCGAAGCCUUUGAAGGGAUUUACGGCAUCGAGACUCUCAAAAGCCUCCAAGAGGUGCAUCUCAGUGUUGGUAAUCAAGCAGAUGAAAUAACAAAGUUCUUGGUAGAAGAUUUGAAGGACACCCCUAAGUAUUUGGACAAAAAGUACGCUGACAAGUGGCCAAAGAUAAUCACCGAGUGAAGAAGGUUGGAAGAUGUCACAUUGUCUUUUGGUUGACCAACAAAUCAUCUGGUACGUAUUGUAUAAUUAAGUGGAGGCUGUUCCUUCAAAUCCGCGUCGCCUUCUUGAGGGCUAAAUAAACAGACAUAAUCCAUUAUUGAUUCUUGUAAUGUGUGGGUAUGUGGUACUGCUAAAUCCGUUAUUCAUUCCUGUAAUUUGUACUUCUAUUGUAAUCUUACUUCCAUUAUUGAUCUUUUUUAACUUGCGUUGUAAUGCUCGAAGAUUUCUUGUAUGAGACCAUACUGUAGCCAACGAAGGCAUGUUUUGUGUUUAUAAAAAGCCAAUUUUU